CAGAGAGUAAGAGUGUGCAAGGAGGAGCCUGCAGCUAGAGUCUCUUGUAUCUGACUCCCACCCACCCCAGCACGCAAUACUCCAAGAGGCUGGAUCAAAGCCGCUACAUGCUGAGAUAGGAGGUUCGGGCCAUGACUCGUGACGAAGUGGAACGUGUCUGGCGAGAGCGACUGCACCGCUGUCAGAGGCAGCUGAAAGCCAAAGAGGAUGAGAUGGGUCGCCAGUCCCAAUACUUUGACAACUUUAAACAUCAAUUCCACCACAAGCUCAGCCUGGCGAGGAACAGAGAGGAGAGCCUGCAGAAGCGCAUCUACACUUUAGAAAAGCAGCUACUGGACAUGACUGUGAGUGCGGCGACUGAUGUCGCAGUAUUGAGUGCAGUCCGAAUUGCGCCCAGGAUCAAAACACACUGGGAGGAGCAUGGGAGGCUGCCUGGUGCUAGAGAAGAGGGUGAAGGUGAAGAAGAGAAAAUUGAAGGCAAGAGGAGGAAAUGGCUGCCAAAUAAUGGAGGAGAGAAAGACGGAAGGCAGGAGGGGGACAAAGGACCAACUGAAAACAAAAGGAGCACAGAAGACGACAACCAAAAUUCAAAUGAAGUCAGGUUACAAGGUUUAAUCGUGACCCUGCAGGAGGAUCUCAGGGUGCUGCUGGAAAGAGAGGAAAGUGGGGUGACAGAACAUAGUCGGCUGAUAGAGCAGCUCCAAGAGGCCCAGGAGAACAGCCUUUUCCUGUGCUGCAAGGUGGAGGAAAUGAAGGUGGAGCUACAACAGCUGAAUUUGUCUGAGAGUGCCCUGGCUAAGGAUGUAGAAGAGCUAAGAGUGGAAAACAGUAGACUCCAACAUGACCUGAAAGAUUUGACUAAAAAAACUUCCAGUCAGUCAUCUGCAAUCUCAGUGGAUGUUUGCGCUGUUGCCUCUAACGCUGAUACAAGUGUACAUCAUGCAGAAGGAAGCUCUGAAAAGGUAUUUCAUAAGCAAGAUGCAAUUGCAGCUGUAUGCCAGCAGGCUGCAGCAGGGAGCUCCAAUAGUGCCACCCAAGCUCCCAUCUUUACUGCCAAACAUGGAGCUCUGCAUUUAUCUAAAAAUGACUCUCCAAGCAUUUUUCCUCGUCUCAGUCUCCAAACCCUCUCCUUGGCCUCAGAGACAAUAGAAGAGUGGGGCUCUGCGGGGAGCUUCAAUGUGGAGGACACAUACAGCAAAGAACGUGAAGCCCUGAGGGAAGCUUACAGGAGCUCGGGUUUGGGUGAGGACCUUGAGUGUCUCGGAGAGCAAUGUGAACACCUGGAGGCUGCCCUUCAGCACUCAAAGCAUCAGCUGCAGGUGAUGGCUCAGGAGAAUGCCCAGCUAAAAGUACAACUCGGGAACCAAGGAGCAGAGAAGCAAGAGUCUUUUUUUCAUAUGUUUAGCGCAACAUCAACCAGUCAUGGAGCUGAUGCUUGCCAAUUACCUCCUGCCCAAGAUGACGUCACCACCCACGAUGGCCUACUCCAGGCCCUAAAUCAGGAGAAGCGAGCUUUGGCUUUCCGCAUUGAGGAGCUGAUGGCUCACAUUGAGCUCAAUGAGGAAGAAAUGAAGAGCGAACGAUCUCAGCUGAGGAAGAAUAUUUUGUGUAUGGAGGAAGACAAAGCCAAGCUGGAACAGGAGAAGCAAGAUCAAGGUUGUCUUAUCACAGAACUCACUAGAAAGACUGAAGAUGAUCAUACUACAAUCAUGGAGCUGCAGCAAAGGUUAGAUGAGCGUGUAGAUUGUAAUGAACAAAAGAACAUGGCGUGUGGAUCUCUGCUUCAAACCGAGAAAGCAACUCGAAUAUCAGGAAGGUGUCAAGGGAACAGCCCAGAUAAAUAUUUGGAUAGUUUAAUAGAGAGUGUAGUAACAGAGGAAGGAGGAGUACACCUGGUAUCAAGUCAACCACCAGAAAACAAUCGUACAUAUUUAAAGCCUCUUUGCAAUUCCCCAAGACAUCGCCUUGUGAAGUCACAUAGUGAUCAAGUGGAGCAGGUCACCAACUCCAUUCAGAACCUGAAAGCUGAGCAAGAGCAGUUGUAUAGCUGUGUACUGCCCCUCAGAAAGGAAGAAAGGGAAGUCUCUCUGUCGGUCCAAACUCAGACUGAGGAGAAACAGCACUUAACUCGGAUAAUUUGGGCACUCAAAGAGGAGAAGGACGGGAUCUCUCGAUCUCUGGAUGGUCUUAAGCAGGAGAGGGAGCAAAUAAUCAGGGUGGUCAGUGGACUGAAAGAUGUACAAGUUCGUCUUUCAAAGUCUGUGAGUGGUCUGAAAGAAAAGAAAGAGAAGUUCACCGAGUGUUUUCCAGCCCUUGAAAGAGAAAAACAGAAACUGUUAGAGUCACUCUCAAGUGGAAAAGAGGAGGUCAAACAAAUUGCACAGACAGUGCAACAUUUGGAGAGAGAGAAGGACCAGUUAAGUCAGACAGUGUUGAGUUUGAAACUAACAGAUUCUCUCCAAGAGUCAACAGAUAAGAAGCAACCAUGCCGUCAUUUACAAGGAGACUGUGAGCGCCUGCUAAAGGCCAUCAACAGUUUGAGGGAUGAAAAAGGAAGAAUAGAACGUUCAAUCAAACAUUUGAAAGAAGAGGAAGCACAGAUAAUAGCAUUGCUUCAGUCUCAAAGAGAACAAAUGUGUGACCAACAUAAUGAUCCUCACAGUCAAACACAAGAGAGCGCAUCUAAUGGUUGGAUGUCAGAAAAUAGGAAGACUAAAGACAAAAACAAGAACACUAAGACAACAAUCUUAAUUGCAAACUCCAAACAGGAACUGAGUGAUCUGGGGAGGGAGAUUGAAGUUGCGAGAAGAGAACUGAACAAGUCACAAGAAGAACCGGACAAAACAUAUGCAGGGACCGCAGAGCUACACGUGCAGCUGAGUCAGUCAGAAGCCGGGAGGCAAAAUGCAGAAAGAAAAGCAACCCAAGCAGCACUCCAGAAAACGAGGAGGCAGACUGAUAUGGAUGUAGUUCCUUUAAAGGCCAAGCUUUCCUGCCUGGUGCUGAAGUGUCAAGAGAGAAACAGCUUAUUGGCACAGAUGACACAAGUCUUGCGCGGGCACAUAGAUGUAGAUUCUACACUGACACAGCGGGCUGAUGAGCUGCUCAGAGACGCGGCGCUGCUCGAGUACACUGCUGCAUUCACACCGGGAAGCUUUGCAAAGAGUCAGGACUGCAGCCUCACGUCGGGAAGUGGACACACGCGGAAUGAUUCCUACAAAGAAUCUAGAGAAGGCAGAGAACAAAUGACAACUAAACACCCUUUUUUUGAAGAGUCAACAACAAAUGACCCUGAAUGCAAUUGUGAUGUCACAUGUUCGCCAACUGUAAGAAGGAAGCAAAAUGCCAACUCACCUGUGCAAAUUGUGCAAGAGGACAAACAGGUGCCACCAUCAUCAGAACCUGUGAAAGAAGUUCCCAGUGCCGAACAAACCGUUCUGCCUCCCCUUGCCACUGAACCCCUCCAAAGAUUUCUAGAUACAAGACCCGAGUCCUGCCCGGGUCCAUCCAAUGUGUGCGAAUUAAGCAGGUCCAACCUGAGUCCUGUGCCUGCAAUCUCGGUUGGUCGUGUCGGUGGUAGCAGCAGGCUGAACAGUCCUGAGAUCAUCACCAACCUUCAGGAGCACUUACAGCAGACUCUGCUGAGGAGCUGUAAGGCUGUGGUCGGCAGAGGAAGAGGAGAGCAGUCCAGAAGAAUGUCAUUCUCAGCCCCUGCAUCCCCGAGCCUGUCUUCUCAGAAAAAGCUUCAAGGUCUCGGUGUCAUUGCUCCACCUAGUGGCCCUCUCUGCUCUCUCUCAACCACUCCCAAGCACUCCACACCAGUGACAACCACAUCUGUUAUUAGAAAUCAGCCAAUAACACUUUUUAAUGCAGUCACAGCGAGAAGCGCUAAGAUGUCAUUCGCACCUCAUUUGAUGGCAAACCGUCAUUUUAAACCGACCAUGUCCACCACAAGCUCUGCUACUAACUCACUGAUUAACACUGCUGCCUCAAGCAAAACCAACUCGACCUCAAGCAGUGACUCCAAUGUACUAACCUCCCUAAAAUUGAAAAGACUCAUUUCUCCUGACAUGGCUGGUGCAGAACAUUCCGCUUCCGCUCCUUUAAUGACCUCUAAAACUACUGACUCCAAUGUCUUCAUGUGUUCUGACACAAAUCUAAAAAGCACUGCCUCAUACACAACUGCUCUGAGUAAAGCGACUGCCCACAAAGCUGAUGUCUUCAGCACGAUGAUGAAACCUAAUGGUGCUGCUCCUUAUGCAUGCGACGACCUAGAAUUCACUAUGCCCAAGUCACAUUCUGCUCAGCGCUCUGCUGAGGGAUCAUCAAAUCAGGCCCAGAUUGCUCCAGAGAAAAUGAGACCUUCAAGGCCCAAGCCAGAUGCUCCAGCAGAGGUGCACACUGUGGAGGUCGUCAAACAAGUGGGUAAGAGCAGCCUCCUGAUUGGCUGGGAGAGGCCUCCUCUGGACGAGUUGGGUUGCAGUCAUGGUACCUUUGUGUAUGGCUACAGGGUGUUUUUGGGUGGGGCAUUCUACAAGUCUGUGAUGAGCUCAGCAUGCACCAAGUGUGUCCUGGAAAACGUGAACCUGACUUACCCAGUUGAGAUUGGCGUCCAAACACUGGGCUCCAAUGGGCUGAGUUCAAACAGGGUCACCACUGUGUACAUGCCUCAAGUUGGGGAAGGUCUCCUCUGAAUCACACUGUCUUGGUUACAUCACCCCUCUAACGGAGCCUUAUAAGGGAAAUUAUGUCAUUACAAUGGACCAGCUCAGGUCAAUUCAAAAAUAACAUUGUCACAAGGUCUUGACUUGUUGCUGGACAGUGGACCUCAAAGUGAUCAACUGAAAACAAAAAACAAAAGUUGUAGGAUUCCUGACGACGGGUUGCAUAAACACAGGUGGAAAUUACAUUUCAGCUCAUUUUAACGGAAGGUCUUUUUUGCACAUGUUUUGGAUUUAACUUGUUUUACAGCCACUCAGUUAAAUCCUCGCAAAUUGCCUAAAGCCACGACCAUGAUUGACUAAGACCUAUGGCCGCACAUUUGCACUGUGGUCAACACAGACUGAAAUCGUGUUUCUUACUAAUUCACUGAAGACCUCUGCUGCUGCUGCCUCCAGAUGCUGUGACGCUCAAACUUUUUUUUUCGACAAAAACUGCAUCAUUUGCCGAUGCUCGCGCCGACCUGAGGCUCUCACCUUCAUUUUUGCACAAGCCAAAUAUGAGUAAGGACAUUGAAAUCUAAAGUAUUUUCUGACAGACAUCAAACACAGGAUCUAUUUCAUUUUUUUCAGUAUUUUGCACACAAUCCUGUAUAAAAGAUGAAUUAGAUGUCACCUUUGCCUGCUCCUUCUUUGUUUUCUAGAAUUCACGUGUGUUUUUGCCAUUUCUAUACGGGUGUAAAGUGACCACGGUGCAGCAUAUGUAUUUUUCUAUCACGAUAUAAUUGUUUAGCCAUUGACACCUCGCAGCCGUAAAGAGAAUAAAUGUCUAUAUGUCACUGAAGGAUGUGUAACUUGAUACAAAGGCUCUAAACUAAAGAGUUUCAACACCACUAAUUUAAGGGAUUAGUCAUAGUUAAGGCGGCAUGGUGGGUGACUGGUUAGCACAUCUGCCUCACAGUUCUGAGGACCUCAAAUCAAAUCCGGCCUCGCCUGUGUGGAGUUUGCAUGCUCUCCCCGUGCUUGCGUGGUUUUUCUCCGGGUACUCCGUUUUCCUCCCACAUUCCAAAACAUGCAUGGUAGGUUAGUUGAAGACUCUAAAUUGUCCGUAGGUGUGAAUGUGAGUGUGAAUGGUUGUUUCUCUAUGUGUGCCUUGUGAUUGGCUUGCAACCAAUUUAGGGUGUACCCCGCCUCUCACCCAGACUCAGCUGGGAUAGGCUCCGGCACGGCCGCGACCCGAGUGAGGAUAAGUGGUAUGGAAAAUGGAUGGAUGGAUAGUCACGGUUAUUCUGCAUUUACAGGAGAGAACACUGGAUUGCAGCCCUGCAUACUGUGUGUGUAGCACAGUAAAUGGUGUAUUGAUGCUGAUUUAUAAAGAAAAGCUGUUCUCUCUGUAUUCAGUGCAAAGCAGCUCCAACAGCUCUGAAACUGAACAGAACUGAGGGAAAAAAAUUGCAGGGGCAAUAUCUGCUUAUGAAUCACCAGCUGCGCAAGACAAUUUUGGUGUGGUCAAUGCAGAGGUUCAGUGAAGUCUACUCUGUCAAUUGGGUGAGUGAAACAAUAACACGUCUAUGCUAACAUUGAGACAGCUAACAAGGUAAACGGUCAAUUGCACUUUUGCACUGAUAGCUUUUAGCGUUGAUUUUAGUCUUCAAACCAACGUAAGAGCCGAUGACAGAAAAAAAAAGCUUAACAUUAACCUAAAACUUCACCGUAGCAUCACUAUGAAUACUGCGGUCAAGCAAGUCUCCACUCGUGAAGAAGUCAAGUCAGCCGCCCCUAAUUUUGUUCUACCAGGCAUUACGGUACUAAGUCGCCAACUAGCGGCGAAAGCCACCUACAAAAUAAAAGCCUACCAAUAACACUGGAGAACACAAUUUUUGUUGAGUUAGGUCUGACAGCUGUUUUUAACAAAUUUUUGGGUGCGGAAUCCAAAACUGAUCUCAGUUUUUCUGUAUCAUGUCAAGUUUUUGAAUUAUAGUCUCUCUGUUUUCUUUUUAAAAAUAUGAAAAAUGUAUCUAUGUAAAUAAAACACUAACAUGGAA
Messenger RNA from Phyllopteryx taeniolatus (common seadragon), 6703 nucleotides. Its product is annotated as ciliary rootlet coiled-coil protein 2-like. Bases 132 to 4694 code for a protein of 1520 amino acids. The record is from RefSeq and is a predicted model, not a curated record. NCBI's taxonomy places the organism in Eukaryota, Metazoa, Chordata, Actinopteri, Syngnathiformes, Syngnathidae. The transcript has 13 exons.